Molecule: messenger RNA, 6286 nt
Organism: Paramuricea clavata
Lineage: Eukaryota; Metazoa; Cnidaria; Anthozoa; Malacalcyonacea; Plexauridae
Source: the annotation of a GenBank genome assembly
GGAGAAGCCAGCAAUGAGGCAGUCACGCAUGUUGCUAAGAAACCACGUCAUUGGAAGUUACCUUCAAAGUCACAAGAAUGCAGAGAAAUAAACUCAACGUUACAAGAUGAAUGUAGAGAAAUAGCGGAUGAAGUCAAAGAUAUGUCCAUGCAUGAACAUGUCUCUGCUAACAAACCUCACGUUUUGACUGGCGCGGUAACAUGCGGCCACGAAUUACAUCAAGACAAAGUUCCAAAGCAGCCCGAACACUCGAAAACAUCAGGUACACAAUGGAGUCCGGUUAUUUAUUGUGUUAUAUAGUAGGUGUAUGACUUUUUGUGCUAACUGAUGCUUAGUAAAAAUUUGCUGAUAGUAAUAAUCAAAGAAACUGGAGUCACAUAUUCCACCUAUGGACUAGUGGUGCUUUCAAGUUUUUCUCCAGAUACCAGGCAUGAGCUCAUAUUAAGGUCAACUGCAAUGGGUCCAUAUGAAGCUUUGCUCUCAUAAGUCGCCAGGGGGGAGGGGGGAGACUCAGUACAUCGGUGUAUGGUCGCUUUGAUGGUCGGACUGGUUAGAUCGAGGAAAUUGGUAAAUGGAGCAAAGAUCUUCCAUUAAUUGUUAAAGAAAGAGUUUUAAGAUCUUGCCUCAUUUCAGAAAACAGGAAAUGGCUAAACUGACACACUAAAUGUCACUAAAUUUCCACACCACUAAAUUUCCACAUGCACCACUUCCGUCCUAGCUUUAGAUUAUGUUCUUGCGUUCCAGCCUGACCGAUUUCCGUCACUGAAGGGUGAACCCAAAUAAAAUCUGCCUUGUUCAGCGUUUCUCGCCUAGACCAGAAGUAGAUGUGAUGGUAACAUUUCGGACGUGAUUCCUGAAACUAAGCGCAUAAACGCAGGCUACGUCUAUAUUUGCACUUGUGUCUGUAGUUCCACUUGGUCCUUUCUCACAAAGUUUCUUUGACAUUUUGUUUGUAGAGAACGUUGUACAACCUGAAAUAAUAGAACCAAUAAGAUACAAGGUAACUGAAGACUUACUGCGCCCGGGAAGAAUAAAGGAGCAGUCGAAGAAACAGGUGUGUAUAGGACUUCACAGAGUUGAGUCGAUGCUCUCUCAGUUAAACUGUUGUCAUUAAGAGUGGAUUUUCUGACAUAGAGACAGUCAUGUUAUGUUGAAAUUUCACAGAAAAUCAUGGCGUGAAUUUUCAAAUUUUCAGCAUCCAAUGGGAUACCAGAAACCUGGAAUCUGGUAUUCAUCCAGAAAAAUAUUGUUUCCCACAUUCGGGUAAUAGAUAGGUAGCAGAAUCAAAAUAUUUAAGAAAAGUUCAAAAGUAGUUUUCUUUGAGAGAGAACCUGCAUGUAUUCCGGCGGGGAAUAUCGCGUGGAGUAGUGCAAAUUUCAAGCUGUGGCAGUAGUGUGAAUUGAAAUAAAGAUUUUGAACUAAGUGUAAGACUACAAACAAGGAUUGUUAUGUUAUGUUAUGUUAUGUUAUGUUAUGUUAUGUUAUGUUAUGUUAUGUUAUGUUAUGUACAGGAACAGAAACAACUAGCAGUUUAUCGACGGUUAUUUAUGGACAUUGAAAGAGAGCAAGUACGGGAAAAUCUACGAAUGAAAGAACACAGAAAACGUAUGACCAAGUAAGGUGGAUAUUCGAUACUGUCUGUAACUAUAAGAAAACAUUUCGACGUUUCGAAAUGAAUGAAAAUUGUCCAGCACGAAAGAAUCGCUCGCAGGAAAUGUUAUAGCUACAUCUGCACGAAAUUUGUUAGGUUGAAAAUUUGCAAUUUGAAAAUAUAAACUAUAAGCCCAACAACAUAUGGUUGACGGGCGUCUGGCCGUGGUCAACUUGGACAUCAUGACCAUGUUUAGGCACAGAUUUAGCGCAAAAAUACUCAGUUGGUCAACAGGAAUUAUUAAUUUCCAGGUUGUGCUCCCAUCCCACCACUAACGCUUCUGGCCUUUGUUCGUUGAGCUAUGUCGGAAGCCUCAGAUAUUGAGUGUCAGUGAUAGUCGAUGGUAUAUAUAAUUAUGACAAUCAUUUUCACAAUCGACACUGAACCUGCCGUACGUGGAUUAAGACCUUCGUGUUCCUAAAAUACAUGGCAUAUUCUACAAAUGCUCAAUUUAGCCCAUCGUAUGUUUUCUAAUUUAUUUUCAUAAUACAGGCUUAAAAACAAGCAAGAAACAAAACGAAAGGAAGUAGAAUACGAAAUUGAUGAAAUAAUUGAAGAACGAAAUCAAGUUACACAGCAGAAGGUAGUUAGAGAAAUAGAGUAUUGCUUGCGGUGCUAAACAGUGCAGAAAUAGUAUACAAUGUCAUGUAACUUCUGGUGGCGAAAAACGUGCUGAAAAAUGUCUGAAUGUCCCAAUUAGGAAUCAAAUCAAUUGGGCCCUUGGCUUGCUGUUAGCUCACAAUGGACAGGGUACUGGUUGGUUAAAUCAUGGAUAAUAAAAUAAAAUAAAUGGAUAGGAAACUAGCUGACAUGACCUAAUGUUUUCAAUGGGAUGAUGGCGUGGUUGGAUGUUGAAACCUAGUUGCAAACCAAAUUCUCAAAAACGGCAUGUUUAGCAAUAAUACAGCUAAACAUUUUAGUCAAAGAGCAAAUAAAUAUAACUACGCCAUUCUACGAUGAAAUCUCUAAGUAUUUCCAGUCAAUUUUAGCAAAUAUUUCAAGCACUAAGCAGUGAAAAAUGCAUCCCAAAUUUCGUUAAAAUUGGUGACGCCAAUUUCGUAGCUACAAAUGUAAAAAAAUACAAAACAAAGACAAAAACAUUUACCUUGAAUACUUUGUCGUGGCUUAGGCAUUUUUUAAAACAAUUGUUACGAGGCUUUAUUUAGGCAGUGUAGUGAAUCGUUACAACAAUCUUAAAUAAUUAUCAGUUCUUAAUGUUCGUCUUCUCGUAGUAGUUUCCUAAAGUUCACUUCUUUUCACUUUACUCAUCAGUCUUCACUUUACUUCACUUUGCUGAUCAGUCUACAGACGAAUUUCGGUUGUGCACGCCCUUUUAUACUAACGGUUGAGGGAAUCUUUGUCCACGUGAUGUAGCAAGUGGUGUGAUUUGUAUCCAGCCAAUCAACUUUGAGGUUUAAAAGUGUGGGUUGGCGUUGGUAGCUCGUUCCAGCCCUCAAAUUCUGUUUAUUUAACUAUUUAAGGCGUUGUCGCACUUGUCGAGUCGGUUCGCUGUUCAAUCGAUCAAUGUUAAAAUAUGUUCACAACUUGAAAUACUUAUCAAAAUAUCAUAGUAAAAACUUCAACUUAUCUCUAUGUGAACCUUACUUUACCUACUAAACUAAAUUUACUUAUAAUUUUAUCGAACCAAGAUUUUGAUGACGUAAUGUUAUCAUUACUCAACCGCGCGAAAUAUACCGAAGAAUGAUUGACAGAAAUGCCCUAAGCAUGCACAUUUUCAUGUCAGAGAAGAACCAGCCUUGGACUUUGAAUUAUGUAAACACAACAGCCCACCAUGCAAGGUUAUCGUCCAACUUUGACAAAUUGACGAGUUAUCAUAUUAACUUAUCUAUCUUGCCUAAUGGACAGAUAAUUGACAUUUUUACGCACGUCCGAAAUGAGAUAUACUUUAUCUGUUUAUUUUUCGUCAAAAAUGCUCAUUAUCUCUCCAUUCGACGUAACUAGUAUUUUAUAGUUACCUGGGGUGCAAAUUGAACUAUUUUUAUACUAUUUAGAUAUACUUUCGUAACACAAUUAGACCAGUUUAUGCUUCGAUAUUACUCUUUUAAAGCGGAAAUAUAGCGAAACAACAAAUACGCGUGACGUCACAGAUUGCAACUAGGUUGAGACUGACGUCAGCUAGUGUCCUUCCAUUUAUUUUAUUAUCCACAUGCUGUGGUUAAAUCAAAGACCUUAGUUUCGAUUUCCUUGACCCAGGUAUUGCUUCACAUGCAAUGCGUUUUUCCUUUACAGACAGUAUUAGAAAAGAAACUAAGUGAAGACAAUUACAAUAGUGAAAUCCUAAAAGAACACAAAAAGGUGCAGAAAGAAAAAGAACUGGAAAGGUAGAGUAACUUAAUAGUGAAUACUAAAUUGGUUGAUUCUCGUUAAAGGUUUCAGGUAAGUGGUACGAUGUUUGCCCUAAAUCUUAUAGGAAUGUUUUUACUGCUUUACCAAAUCUACCAGGGGCGGCGUAGCAGGUCCUUUUCAUUAUCCAAAAGUGCCCAUGGAAGCAGUGGCGUAACGCUCAUUAGGUAGGGUUAGUUCAAAAACUGUUAGGUAGGUUAGUUCAAAGACGUGUUCUUCAACUGUGAAAAAUAUAAAAAAUAAGCAGAACUUUGAGAGUGAUGGCCCUUUGUCACGCUACUACUAAGUUCUCAAUCUCGUACCCAGAGCCAUCGUUGCUAAGUUCUCGACGGAAGGCCUUAGGUCGAAGUCCUGCUAAUAUUUUUCACGUAGUUGUCUAUCUUCACACCACAGCUGUCAAUUUCUUCAACAGCGUAUUUUCACUUGUUCUUUAGAUACGUGCAUGCCCUUCGAGCUACGCUCAAAGAAAAGCUUGUGAAACGAAAGCUUCACGUUCCUGCGUUGUGUUCCUGUGGUCCGACGAUAUUUGAUACAAAUCCAGAAACCUGCGCAAACAACUGUAUAUUUUACAAAAAUCAUAAAGGUCGGUAAGAUAGGCAACCUUUGUUGUGUUGACAGUCAUUUGGCCAGGCGACCGCCCAACUGUCCUAAGGACGGCCAUGCAAUCAGGGGCGAAACUAGGCUAACUAGCCCCUUUUAAUUCGGAGGGUGUCUGCCAGAAUUGCCCUGCGAAAACCGAUGAUGCCCUCAGCAAUUUUUUUAUUUCUGGCCACUAUUUUUCCCAAAAACGUUGGCGAGCGGGGCGGGGGGUUGAAAAAAUUUUUUCCGGACAAAAAAAGGGUCGAAAAAUUUUUCCGUACAUAAACCAGUUAAAUUAAGGGUGAAAAAAUUUUUUUCGUACAAAUUGCUGUUAAAACAUGGGUGAAAUCCUUAUUUUUGGACCAAUAUCUGCAAAAUUUAGGGCUAUAAAUUCUAUUCAAUUCUCUCUGAAAGCCCUGUAAGUUACUUAAUAACUCUACAUUCUAUCAUUUAAAAUCUUUGAUUGCCCUGCCAAUCCAGAUCAUUCGCCCUGCCAAUCCUGAUGAUUCGUAUUUUGGGGGGUGUCACCCCCCCCCCAUACCCCCUAAAGUUUCGCCCCUGCAUGCAAUUUGGAACUUAGACAGCCAUGGACAGGCAAAGAAAUUUUCUUCUCUAAACAGCGACUCACAAGCUUUGUGAUACUUCUUAAUACCUCGAAAGUUUUGGAUUGCAAAAGUUGUAUUGCAACGAUACUUUUUUGUCGAAAAGACACUGAAUUUAGUGUUAGCAAAUUGGUGGCAAAAUUGUACAUUUGAUGAUAAAAGCACACAACUUGGAAUAAUGUCAGGGUAUACCCUAAGGACAUUUUUUUGCUGUAGGCCGGGCGUUACAGAUUAGUUCCUCGUUGCCACAAAAUUUUGUUUUUCCUACCAUUUACCUGGUAAUUAGAGUACUACUAUCUUAUAAAAAUGCGAAAUUUCAUCAAAGUUCACUUUCAGCGAAUAUCACCUAUAUCGUUAGAAAGGUCCCAAAAAACUAUGUGAAGAACAUUUUUAAAUACGGUCCGUUAGAAAAAACUGGAAUUAGCUGGGGGCGGGGUAUAAAAGCUGUUUACGACCUUGGCUUCACUUUUUUUCUCAUGGGCCGAAUGACUGAUGUUCUUGCUCCAGAUAUAUAUGGAGCUCACUGCAAAAUAAAGGCUUGAUGAGUAUUUCAACUACGUUUUAACUUAAUUAAAAUACACGAUGGUGUUAGGAAAUCAUUAAGAUUCGCGUGACUGCCAAUGGCAACUCUCAUUCAAUUCCAUCCUCGUUUGAUCCAGGCGUAACUUCAACAGACUAUUGACACAAACACAGAAUGGAAAAAUAUGUGUACAGGGAUAAAUAUGUCUUGUGUAAAAGGUGCUUGUAAUUUCAAACAUUUUCAGAAAUAUCAAGCCUAUGCCAAAACUCCCAACCCCCUCCCCGUCUGGAGUACAUUAGGAUUAAUUCUUCUCAAGGUGCUGCACCGCACGUUUUAUCGAAUUUCUAUGGCGAGUGGUAACGGUUACGUUUUAGCAGUAUGAGGGUUGGUCGGAGAUUGCCCGCCCCCCGCCCCAACUUUGAUAAAAGGCAAGUACAGAACUCGAUAAAAAUAUAAUUUCAUAUGAAGAAACAUCUUCUCACCUAUAUUUUCCUGAUGUUCUGUUUCUUUUAUUAAGGUUACGCAAAGGCACUGUCUUCUAUCCUGUCAACAUCUGACCUGGAUCUAUAA